This is a messenger RNA of Nymphaea colorata (pocket water lily), 1980 nucleotides long. RefSeq lists its product as uncharacterized. Bases 561 to 1718 code for a protein of 385 amino acids. The record is from RefSeq and is a predicted model, not a curated record. Gene Ontology annotation, molecular function: nucleotidase activity. The transcript has 10 exons. Lineage: Eukaryota; Viridiplantae; Streptophyta; Magnoliopsida; Nymphaeales; Nymphaeaceae.
AGUUCGCAGUGACAGAUCUUUCCUCAGCAAAAUCUCAUACAGGGAAUCCUGUGACAUGUUAUUCAUCAUAUUUUUUGGAAAGUCUUUGCUUGAUACCGCUAAAAUAAAUAUACAUAGCAUGAAAAACCAACAAAAAUGGACUAUCUUAAAGCAUGAUAUUUUCAAAGAUUUGAUUUCAUAAACCUAUGGUCGUUUUCCGAGGACUCGGUGGCACAUUUAAAAUCCGCGCUAUGGAGUGCCCGGGUUUUCGUUUUUGCUAGGCUUAAAAUCCGCAAGAACUAUACAUGAUCUUGAAUCGAAGGAAAUUUUUUGAUUCACAAAGCUCCUGCUGGCCUGCAUUGCACGAGACCAUCCGCAGAUCCUUCACUAAAUAUAGAGAUUCAGAACCCAUCCUCGACUUCCCGCGUGGGUGCCUCGAAUCCUAACGCAAUCUCCUCUUUCUCGAAGUGGCUUGUCGAUUUCUGGUCGAAAGGAAUCGUGGGUACUGCGGAUUUCUUCCUCCAUCUUCAUUUUUCCCUCGUCUGCCUCGCCCUCUUUCUCUCUCUGUCUGUGGAAGUAGGAUGACGUCGGUGAAGAACACUUUGCUGCCUCCGUCUCUCGUCUCGAAUCUGCAGGACGUUUUGAUGAAUAGGAAUGGCAGGGAAGACGCGGGGGGGUCGAAGUUAGAGGAAGGAACCGAGGGGUGUGUGGGAACGAAUGAGGAGAGGGAGUAUCAAGAAGGCAAACCCAUCGUUCUCGUCACUAAUGGUGAUGGUAUCGGCUCUCCAGGGCUCACAGAGCUCGUCGACGCGCUUGUCCGCAGCAGGCAGUACGUCGUUCACGUCUGCGCGCCGGAAUCGGAUAAAUCGGCGUCCGGGCAUUCAGUGACGUUGCGGGAGACGGUUUCUGUUAGCUCUGUAGAAGUCCAUGGGGCUUCGGCAUAUGAAGUUUCUGGAACUCCUGUUGAUUGCGUCUCUUUAGCAUUGUCAGGGUCAUUGUUCUCUUGGUCUAAGCCUGCCAUGGUGAUCAGUGGAAUUAAUAAGGGCUCGAGUUGUGGUAACCACAUCUUCUACUCAGGUGCUGUUGCAGGAGCCAGAGAGGCCUUACUAUGUGCUGUGCCUUCCUUGUCAAUUUCACUGAACUGGAAUAAGGAUGAAAGUCAAGAAAGUGAGUUUAAGGAGGCUGUUGAUGUCUGUUUGCCAUUAAUAAAUGCAGCUAUCCGAGACAUUAAGAAAGGAAUCUUCCCAAAAAGAUGCUUUUUCAAUGUCGAGGUCCCUUCUACUCCUGCUGCAAACAAGGGUUUCAAAAUCACAAGGCACAGUCAGUACCGAUCUGUUUUGAGUUGGCAAGCUGUGUCAUCAAGCAGGUACCCAGCUGGACAUUUCAUGUCCAAGCAACAAAGCCUAGGCAUCCAGCUUGCACAACUUGGAAGGGAUGCCUCUGCAGCAGCAGCUGUUCGUCGCCUAAAUGCCCAAAAGAAGACUGUGGAGAUUGAAUCAGUUGCAGAACAUGGGAAACCUGAACCUCAACGAGGAACUGCUAGAAAGUACUACCGUCUAGAGUUUACAGAGAAAGACCAGGAAGCUGCCGAUGAAGACUUAGAUUUCAGGGCAGUGGAGAAUGGCUUUAUAUCGGUGACUCCUUUAGACUUGCUAGUGCAGUGCGAGACGGAAAUGUACAAUUCUGCAUCAGAUUGGCUUGCUGCUGCACUUGCUCCCAGUGAUGUGCAAACAUCAUGACUAGAUGGUCCAUUAUUGUGUAUAAAUUAAGCGGGAUAAUUGAGGAAAGAGGCAUUGUAAUUGGUCCUCUUUUCAGCUUCUUAUAUGGCAAAUGCAUGCCGAUUUAUUUUUUCUCGGUUGUGUAUUUUAGGAAUGCUUUCUUUGUUUGUUUUCCUAGAUUUGACAUGCUGUACAAUUUUUGGGUGUCUGGUAUCCAGCAUGCAAAUGUGGGAUUCGUUUUCUGAAGCAGAAAAUAUAUUCAAUAGUUGCUAUUUUAAUCUUC